This is a messenger RNA of Calypte anna (Anna's hummingbird), 4249 nucleotides long. It is a transcript of the gene ARHGAP12, whose product is annotated as Rho GTPase activating protein 12. Gene Ontology annotation, biological process: signal transduction; regulation of GTPase activity. Gene Ontology annotation, cellular component: cytoplasm. The record is from RefSeq and is a predicted model, not a curated record. The transcript is spliced from 18 exons. Lineage: Eukaryota; Metazoa; Chordata; Aves; Apodiformes; Trochilidae. Gene Ontology annotation, molecular function: protein binding. Bases 234 to 2753 code for a protein of 839 amino acids.
ACGUGACGGUGGAGCGGUGACGCUGCCGUGCCCCGGAGCUGACACUCGGUGCGGGGCGGGCGGGCGCGGGGGCCGCGGUUGGCGGGGGGAGCCGGAGCAGCAGCAGCAGCCGCCGCCGCCGCACCGGUGCGGGGCCCGGACGAGACAGCUCUGAUUGUUAACAGGAUAGUAACACUCUGGAACAGAAUGUGGCUUACCUUUUGCCUGAAGAGGUGAAAUCUUUACAGAUAGAAAUGGCUGAUAAAGGUGGGAAGAUCCUUCCAGGCCAAUUGUACAUCGAAGUGGAGUAUGAUUACGAGUAUGAGGCCAAGGACAAGAAAAUUGUAAUUAAGCAAGGGGAGAAAUACAUAUUGGUGAAAAAGACUAAUGAUGAUUGGUGGCAAGUCAAAAGAGAUGAAAAUUCCAAACCCUUUUAUGUGCCAGCACAGUAUGUGAAAGAAAUACCCCGGAAAGCACUGAUGCCACCUGUGAAGCAGGCAAGCAUGCUGCCAAAUAAUGCUUUGAAGUUGACGCAUGGAUUACAGAGAUCAACAGAAAAUGUGAAUAAGUCACCAGAGCUUUCUAGUUUUGGAAAAUCUUCUCCAGUUCAAGUGUCUUGCUUAGUUCGAGAUGCCAAUCAAAAUCUGGGACUGAACAAUAGCCCCAGUCAAACUCUUGGUUUUAGUCUGGACUUUACCCAAAACAAUGGAAAACUUAACAAUGAUUUGCAAUCUCCCAAGGUUUCCAAUCAGUAUAGAACCAUCUCUAUGGGUCAUUUCCCAUGUCCAGAGUUCUUGGAAAUAGAGAAGACCAGCUUCUUGCAUGAACAAUCUUGUGAUUCAGCAGGAGAAGGCUCAGAAAAAAUUCACCAAGAUUCAGAGUCUGGAGAUGAACUCAGUAGUAGCUCCACAGAACAAGUGCAGCCAACUACUCCACCAAGCCAAGGGAGGCCUGAUUCACCAGUUUAUGCUAAUUUACAAGAAUUGAAAAUAUCUCAGUCUGCACUUCCACCACUACCUACAAGUGCUCCGGUUCAAAUAAAUGGGGAAUGGGAAACGCAUAAGGAUACGACAGGACGCUGUUAUUACUACAACAGAGGAUCACAGGAACGAACCUGGAAACCUCCACGGUGGGCCCGAGAUGCCAGCAUUAAUAAAGGGGAUUCCCAGAGCCAUGCAGAUCAUGAGCAUCUUUCAUCAGAAGAAAACGACCACAGUUCUUGUUACAGCCAGUCAGAUAGUCAGUAUGGUUCUCCUCCAAAGGGUUGGUCAGAAGAGUUGGAUGAACAUGGUCAAACCUUAUAUACCAAUGACUAUACUAAUGAAAAGUGGCUUAAACAUGCAGAUGAACAAGGUAGACCAUACUACUACAGUGCUGAUGGUUCCAGAUCAGAAUGGGAAUUACCUAAGUAUAAUGCUUCACCACAGCAACAGAGAGAUAUAAUAAAGAGUAGGAGUCUGGACAGGAGGCUACAAGAACCAAUAGUUUUAACAAAGUGGAGGCACAGCACAAUUGUUUUGGACACCAAUGACAAGGAAUCAACUGCUUCUAAGUCCAGUUUUUCUGAGAAUGAGUCCUCCCCUUCUUCACCAAAGCAUCAAGCCACAGGUCAGGAGAAGUAUGGGUUAUUGAAUGUAACAAAAAUGACAGACAAUGGCAAGAAAGUCAGGAAGAACUGGAUGUCAUCGUGGGCAGUGUUACAGGGUUCAUCCUUGCUGUUUACUAAAACCCAAGGAAGUGGAACUGGCUGGAAGUUUGGUGUCAAUCAGUCUAAGCCAGAAUUUACAGUGGAUCUCAAAGGGGCAUUGAUUGACUGGGCCUCAAAGGACAAAUCCAGCAAAAAGAAUGUUAUUGAGCUAAAAACCCGCCAAGGAACUGAGCUCUUAAUUCAAUCCGAUAAUGACAGCUUUAUUAAUGAAUGGUAUAAGGUUCUUAACUAUACCAUCAACAAUCAGGUAGUAGAGUCUGAUGAAGCAUUAGAAGAUGAAAUACCAGAUUCCCCUGGGGUGGAAAAACAAGACAAAGAAAAAGAGAAGGAGAAUAAAGACUCUAAGAAACUUCGUUCUGUGAAAGCACCCAGCAAUGUAGAUUCCACAGAUCAGAAAAAGACUAAAACAAAGCUGAAGAAGUUUCUUACACGGCGCCCUACAUUACAAGCUGUCCGUGAAAAAGGCUACAUUAAGGAUCAAGUGUUCGGUUCCAACCUCACCAGCUUGUGUCAAAGAGAAAACAGCACGGUGCCCAAGUUUGUGAAACUCUGCAUUGAGCAUGUUGAGGAACAUGGACUAGAUAUUGAUGGCUUAUACAGAGUUAGUGGCAAUCUUGCAGUGAUACAGAAGCUAAGAUUUGCUGUCAAUCAUGAUGAGAAACUGGACUUGAAUGACAGUAAAUGGGAAGAUAUACAUGUCAUCACAGGAGCUCUAAAGAUGUUUUUCAGAGAAUUGCCAGAGCCACUGUUUACUUAUAAUCACUUCAAUGACUUUGUCAAUGCAAUCAAACAAGAACCAAGGCAGCGUGUCCAUGCUGUUAAAGAUUUAAUCAAACAGUUGCCAAAACCAAAUCAGGACACUAUGCAGGUACUCUUUAGACACCUGAAGAGAGUUGUAGAAAAUGGAGAGAAGAACCGAAUGACCUAUCAAAGCGUAGCAAUAGUUUUUGGUCCAACAUUAUUAAAACCAGAGAAAGAGACUGGUAACAUAGCUGUCCAUACAGUAUACCAGAAUCAGAUUGUAGAAUUAAUUCUACUGGAAUUGAAUUCCAUCUUUGGACGCUGACGUUUUUCUUGGAGUAGAAACUAAAAGUGAUGGGUUGGCAGCAGUUCUCCCAUCAGAAGAAAAAUCCCUCACUGUACAUGGUGUAUUAUGUUUGUGGACCAAGCAGCAACUUGUUUUUUUGCACUUUUGGGGGGAGGAGAAACAGGAGAAAUGUUUGACCACUGUAAUGCAAAUUAAAGACAACACUUUAGAUUUCUUCAAAAAGCUCAAUGUAAAAAGUUAAUUGAAAAGUUUAUAAUUUGCCUUUUUUAAAGUAGCAUUGGAAAAAUGUAAUAUAGGUUCAUACACUGGAUUUCUUGGAGAGUAAAGCUAUUAAUCUCAAACUGGAUAAUCUGUAAUUUAAUCUUAAAAUUCUUCCACUUGAUAGGGAGAAGUCCUAUCAAAUGGUACGGAAAAUUCAGUGAAGUUGCAUAUUAAGCCUGUAUAUUACAACCUACUCAGAUCUGUAUGACACUUUUCCAAGGGGUUUCUGCAUGCAGUGACUGUCUUAAUCUUGUACUAACAGUUCAGUUGAGUUAUUCAAAUGUAAUUUCUCUGGUCCUUUUUGCCUCCUUUUUCUUCUAGCUUUCUUUCCUUCUUUCUGCGCCUCCCCUUCCCCCCUCCCCCCCUUUUUUUUUUCUUUUUUUCCCUUUUUUCCCCCCAGCAACCUCUCUGGAACUACUUUGCUGCUUUAUACAACAGCACACUAUUUGAAACAUUGAACUUGUAAGAAUAUCCAGCAAUGGAUGUUUGUCUUGUGACAUAAUAGAAGUAAUAUUUAAUAAUCAUGUUCAUUUAUUCAGGGUAUUUCCUGAGCUAAGUUUUUGUGUUAUACUGAUUUAAAGCUACAAUCCUAAGUAAAUACCAACUGUAACACUGUAUUGAGUUUUUGUUAUAAUGCUGUCCUAGUGGAAGUUUCUUGAUGUAAAUACAGGCUGUCCUUUUGAUUCUUGUAUAUAAUUCAGUUCCUGUAUAGUUGUAAGAACACUUUAGUCAUACAUUUCUAAUCAUGGGUAGAUUAAUGACAGUAGCAUAAUGUUUCCAGUGGAUGUCUGAGUUUCAGCUGGGAAACAGGUUAUGGGGCUGGGGGAGGGGGGAACCUAACUGUGUGCACUUUUAGAUGUUAAUUACAUUUGCGGGCAAAUAACUGUAAUGCAAAUGGUACUGGAGAAAUACUGAGUGUGCUUGCUAAAUUGUUAAUGCACUACAAGAGGAGCCUUUUAGGUUAUUUAAUAUGUACAGGAUACAUUACAAACAUGUAUUAUGAAUUCUAACAUCUACAAAUAGUGAAACUCAUUUUUUUGAUAGAUAGAUGUUUGAUGGAAUCCAUGAUGCUAAAAUUAAGAUUUUCUUUUUACAUUAAUGUAGAAUAAUUUGUAAAAUUGGUUUUGAAAGAUUUUGUUACAGGGAGCAUGGUCUGCUGAAGACUUUUUUUAAAUGUAUUUUUCUAGACUAACUGCUGUAUCUGACAUACUUGUUAUGUCUAACAUGAAUAAAGUAAACCAUUAGUUCUUUUA